UGUUUUCAAUUUCAAUUAGCAAAAGGAAUCUCGCUCACAGCGAGAGAGAGUUGGAGAGAGUGUGAGUGAGAGGGAAAGACUACGGACAAACAUAUUAUAUAUAUUUAGAGAGAGAGAGAGAGAGAUAGAGAUAGAGAGAGAGAGAGAGAGAGCGAGAGCGAGGGAUGAAGGACGAAGCCGUGAGCUCCUCACGCGACCCGUUAUUACCCCCGAGAUCUACGUCUCCUCCUCCUAGCCUCACUCACGCUGCCAGUUCUGCUGGGGCAUCAUCUCCUGCUGUUCCCACAAAUGCUGGCAGCUCAGAUGGGCUUGGUCAAGUCCAGAAUUCGAAAGGAGGGUCUCUUUCCCGGAUUGGUUCACAGCCCAUGCACACAUCAUUGAGCACCAGUGCUGGUGGUUCAGCCCUUGGAUCAUCACAGCCUUCUUGCAGGCCCUGGGAAAGGGGUGAUUUAUUGAGGCGUCUCUCAACAUUCAAACCAGCAAAUUGGUUUAGAAAGCCCAAGGCUGCAAGUUCCCUGGCCUGUGCCAGAAAAGGCUGGGUGAAUGUCGAUGUUGAUACAGUUGAAUGUGAAUCCUGUGGUGCAAUUUUGAAGUUUGUUUCAUCAGCUACCUGGACUCCUUCUGAAGCUGAUGGUGCUGGAGAAGAAUUUUCCAAGAAACUUGAUGAAGGGCAUAGGCUUACCUGCCCAUGGACAGGAAACUGUUGUGCAGAAAGUCUGGUGCAGUUCCCACCAACUCCACCAUCAGCACUUAUUGGUGGUUAUAAGGAUAGGUGCGAUGGACUGCUCCAAUUUCCCUCCCUUCCUGUUGUGGCUGCAUCUGCAAUUGAGCAAAUACGGAUUUCUCGGGGCUCAGAAAUUGAUCGUUUGCUGGCCCAGUCUCAGCUUGCACGCAAUGAAUCUGGCAUCAAGCUAGAAAUUUUCUUAGGAACUGAAAACUCCAGAGAUGAUGUCUUCUUCAUAUACUCCCGUGCUCAGAAGCUCAUAAGUCUUUGUGGAUGGGAACCUAGGUGGCUCCCAAAUAUUCAGGAUUGUGAAGAGCAUUCUGCUCAAUCAGCUAGAAAUGGCUGCUCAAUUGGUCCUUCAAAAUAUCGUGCUCCUCCCCGUGAUCCUAGCCGAGGAAAGAAAGCCUUGUCGUCUUCAACAAAAAGGGAUUAUGGUGGAAAUGAAGUUAUAGGAAAUAACUCAAAAGGUGUAUCCAGGUCACCAUUGUUAGAUUGCAGCUUAUGUGGCGCGACAGUGAGACUAUGGGACUUUCUAACUGUCCCACGUCCCUCUAGUUUUGUUCCAAGUAGCACUGAUGGUCCCGAAACUAGCAAGAAGAUGAUAUUGACACGUGGAAUAAGUGCAGCAAGUGGCAUCAGUGGGUGGGUUGCUGCAGAUGGGAUGGAGAAGGAGCAGGCAGAGGACCAUGAUGAAGCUGCAACUGGUGAAGGAAAGUCACUUUCAAAUGUUGGGGUGGAGUUGAAUCUUACAAUGUCUGCUGGAUUGUCCUCAUCGCGGUUGAACAUGAAUGCUACAUCUGAACAGUACCCAUAUGGACAUAGAGGUAGAGAUUUAUUGAUUGGGCAGCCUUCCAGCAGUGAGGUUGGUGAUCGUGCAGCUUCAUUUGAAUCACGUGGCCCCAGUUCACGCAAGAGGAACUUAGAUGAAGGUGGAAGUACAGGUGACAGACCACACUUACUGCUUCAACAAGCAGACAGUGGAGAGGGUACUGUCAUCGAUCGCGAUGGUGAUGAAGUUGAUGAUGGUGGUCAGUACUCUGCUGGACCUUUAAAACGUGCUCGUGAAUCUGGGGUUGUAGAACCCCAUCGAUCACCUUAUAGAAAAGAUUCUUCUGGUGCUGGUCCCAGUCGGUCAUUCGGCUUCGACAUAGGAAUUGAUGCUUAUAAAGAUGAAUUUGACCAGGGAACUGAACAACUUAUCGGUAAUCCAUCCCGUGUAUCCUCCGUCAUUGCAAUGGACACUAUGUGCCACAGUGCAGAUGAUGAUUCAAUGGAAAGCGUUGAGAACUAUCCUGGCGAUUUUGAUGACAUACAUUUGCCGUCUACAUCAGGAAUCAAAAACACAGAUCCCGCUGAGACAUCAGAGUUGAAUUACAGCAAUCAAGCACAACAGAGUACUUGUCCUGCUGCUGUGAGAAGUACUGGUGAAAUUGGAGUUAGCAGUACAAAUGAAGAAGAAGUUGUAAACACAGAUACUGCAACUGCACAUGGGAGGGAUGGUCCCAGCUUGGGGAUUAGUGGAGGAAGUGUUGGCAUGGGUGCUAGCCAUGAAGCUGAAAUUCAUGGGAUUGAUGCUUCUAUCUACCGAACUGACAGUGUUGUUGGUGAUGUAGAACCUAUUACUGAAAUAACUGAUAACCAAGGCCAAACAGGUGAAUUUGCACCAGAUCCAGGGUUGAUGGGUGAUUUUGUCCCUGAAGAAGUGGAUAGAGAGGAUCCUCAUGGUGACAGUCAAGAUUUGAUGUCUCGGUCCGUAGUUAGGGCAGAUAGUGGGUCGAAAGUUAUGGGUUCAACUAAGGCAGAAUCUGUUGAAAGUGGUGAAAAGACAAGUAAUAUGCGAGCCACCUCCUGCGAGAAUAGUCCCCAUCCUUCACUUUCUUGCAAUGCGAUUUUAUGUUCUGGCAUGGAGCUAUCUAAGGAAGAAGUUACUCAAGCUACCAAGGAUCCAACAACUGAUGACUGUGGUUUUGUUGAUUCAGGCUAUCAAGUUGCAAAUGGGUCAGGGCCUCCCAAUGGUGGAAGCAACUAUGAUGAAGCGGUGGAAUUUGAUCCAAUUAAGUAUCACAAUUACUACUGUCCUUGGGUUAAUGGAAAUGUUGCUGCAGCAGGCUCUAGUAGCAGCAGUGGGUCUGGCUCCAGUCCUAGUGCUCUUGCGCUUUGUGGUUGGCAGCUGACAUUAGAUGCUUUAGAUGCUUUCCAAUUGCAAGGCCAGGUUCCACCAGUGCAACCAGUAGAGUCUGAAUCUGCUGCUUCCAUGUAUAAGGUUAGCAUGGAUAGUCUAGUGUCUUCCAAAUGCUUUCACAUGGGAUCUCGAUUUUGUUUAAACUUUCAUUCUUAUGUUCCUUUCCUACGAUUGCAACUUAUGUGAAAUUUGGUAAAUAUAACACAUAAAGCUAUCUUUUCUUCAUAAGAUCAGAGAUCUAAAUAACCUGUUCCAACUUUUUCGUGAUAAUUUUUAUGAUACUCAAUCUGAUGGAAAUAUUAUUCUGUUUUUUCACAGUCGAAAGGAAGUGGACUUUUGAAAUAUUUUAUCAUCUAAUAACUUCUAUAUAUGUUCAAUUUUAUUAUUUUGUUUUAAAUGAGAGCAUCUUUUACUUUUAAUUUUUCUGUAAGAAAUAAAAUUUUAUUAGAACAAUGGCAGGUAUGCCAAUGGGAUGUGAAAUCCCCAAAAAGUGAAAUCAUUCUAAUUGCAGAUACACCUCUAAUCUCUAGGAGCAUCUAACAUAAGAAAGGCCUAAAUACCUUUGUGAUUUGAGGCCCACCAUACAACUCCAGAUUUGGACAAUGUGGCGUCGAUCAUAUCUGAGAUCUUGUAGUCUCUUUCUGAUGCCUCUUGGACUUUCCUAAUAUGAAUACCUUUACAACUUUGAACUACAAAAAAUGGCUCGACAAUUUUUGCAGGAUGAUCAUCAUACGCCUGGUCCGAAGCUCUUGGCACGGCACUCUUUCAACAAGAGCCGUGGGAAGAGCUAAAUGGACUAUUGUUGGGGAUGUGGCUUCUGGUAAUUUGCUACUAAUCUCGUUCUUCUUCUGUAAAAAAUCAUUAUUAUGGUGACAGGUGAAAUAUUGAUCUCAUGCCCCCUGCUUCUAUAUUUCAUAUUGAUGGUUUUGGUAAGACUGCUGUGGUCCUAAUUCUUGUAUUAUCUUGCAUUUUGCUUAUAUCACAUGGUAACUGCAACAUGUAAUAAAUAUAUAUCUUGAAGCUUUAUCGUGGAGUAGCUUGCAACCAACUCUGAUGUGUCAUGUCUUUUACUGCUUGCAGUUAUUGUUGCCUCACGGUGUACUCAUCGAACCUUGAGCUUAGCAGCGCCCUUUUAAACACACCUUGUCGAUGUUAUUUGUUGCUUUUCACCUCAAAUGGAGUAAACUAAAAUUCCAUGAGCUGUGUCAUAAUUCAAGAUACAAGAGAACCUCUAUCUCGAGUGCCUUCUCCUGUUUAUUUCAGACCUCAGUUUCAAUAAUGCCUUGAGUCAUCAGGCUUGUUUAGUCAUAAUAGUGUGGGAUUAUUGUAUUUUACUGUUUCAGAAUUUUGUUACUGUGGUUCUGGAUUGCCUGUCUUACUGUUUCUCUAUUUAUCUUUGGAUACUCUCA
Messenger RNA from Salvia miltiorrhiza (redroot sage), 4315 nucleotides. RefSeq lists its product as uncharacterized. The record is from RefSeq and is a predicted model, not a curated record. Bases 165 to 3092 code for a protein of 975 amino acids. The transcript is spliced from 6 exons. NCBI's taxonomy places the organism in Eukaryota, Viridiplantae, Streptophyta, Magnoliopsida, Lamiales, Lamiaceae. Gene Ontology annotation, molecular function: zinc ion binding. Gene Ontology annotation, cellular component: nucleus.